GUGUCGAAGAUCAACCAGGACCGGGGCUGCGUCGUCGCGCCCUACAACGACUCCGACGCCUGCAGCCUCUACUGCAUCUUCGACGGCCACGGCGAGCACGGCGACGGCGUCUCCGAGUUUGUGCUCGCGACGAUCGUCCAGGAUUUGGAGGCGCACCCGGACCUCCACGCGGCGCCGGACGUGGCGUUGAAGGCGACGUUCCUCGCGACGGACAUGGAGCUCGCGCGGUCCAACGUCGAGUCCUACUACAGCGGCACGACGGCCGUCGUCUGCUACCGCGUCGACGACACGAUCUUCACCGCGAACGCGGGCGACUCGCGCGCCAUCGUCGCCGUCAAGGACGGCGCCGGCCGGACCUGCGUGCCCCUGUCCAUCGACCACAACCCGAACGCGCCGGGCGAGCGCGAGCGCAUCGUCAAGGCCGGCGGCUUCGUCUCCGACCCGCCCGAGGAGGGCCUGUCGGCGCGCGUCUGGCUCGACCGCAAGUGCACGCAGGUCGGGCUGGCCAUGGGCCGGUCCAUCGGCGACAACGCCGUGAAGCGCAUCGGCGUCAUAGCCGAGCCCGAGGUGCGCACGCACGAGGUGUCGGACCGCGACGACUUCCUCGUCAUGGCGACGGACGGCGUCUGGGAGUUCAUCCCCAACGAGGAGGCCAUCGAGCUCGUGGGCCAGUUCUUCGACUCGGGGGCCGAGAACGCCGCCAAGGACGCCUGCAAGUCCCUCAUCGACCUCGCCGUGAAGCGGUGGCGCGACAUCGAGGGCGACUACCGCGACGACAUCACGGCCAUCGUCAUGAAGCUCGCCACGCAGGACCCGGACGCCGCGCUCUGA
Messenger RNA from Aureococcus anophagefferens, 831 nucleotides. RefSeq lists its product as hypothetical. The annotation marks the transcript as partial. Gene Ontology annotation, biological process: protein dephosphorylation. Lineage: Eukaryota; Pelagophyceae; Pelagomonadales; Pelagomonadaceae. The record is from RefSeq and is a predicted model, not a curated record. Gene Ontology annotation, molecular function: protein serine/threonine phosphatase activity; cation binding. The transcript has a single exon.